AUAAAAACCAAGCUCUAUUUAUAACUCCACUAAAAUAAAAUACCAGCCGGCGCUACACUAAAUAGGAAACAUCAUUCUAGUCAUACUACGUAUCUAGCACAACAUUCGUAUAUGCACCAUAUGUAAAAGUGACUUGAUAAGAUUUGUUUUGUUCGAGAUGAAGACGGUGCUUCAGAAUGUGUUGUGGCUCGUUUCAUUCGUCGCUUACCAAGAUUUCUGUCUGGCCAGUCAGAAUGUAACUAUAGGAGUACUUCUGAGUGAGGAAAAUCAUCAGUUCGAGGUUGCGUUGAAUUCCACAUUACACAAAAAGAACGCGGACAUUUUGAAGGACCUCUUCAAGAGCAAUGUUAAAAAUAUUUCCAAGGUCGACUCAUUCGAAGCCAGCAAAACUCUGUGUGGAAUGUUGAACGCCGGAAAUGGAGUGGCAGCAGUGAUAAGCUUCGAGUCGUUAACGUCAGCCGUACAAGAAUCGAUAUGCGAUCACUUUGAAGUGCCCUAUAUCAUGACCUCAUGGAGACCAUCGACCACAAGACGAACUAACAUGGUUGUAAAUUUUUUCCCAGAAGACCAACUCUACGCGCAAGCGCUCGCAGAAGUGGUAAAAAGUUUGCGGUGGAGCAGCGCCGUUAUUCUCUACGAAAGCGAGGAAGGGCUUUUGAGAAUGCGGGGAAUCCUUGAACUCCGGGAUUUCAAGCAUGACAGCGAGAAAAAUAACAUUCUGGUGAAACAGUUGGGUGCUGGGAAUGACCACAGAUCUUUGUUAAAAGAAAUUAAAAAUGGUUGGGGAGACAAUAUAAUUUUGGAUUGUAAAACAGAAAGAAUUAUACCGUUUCUAAAACAGGCUAAAGAUCAAAAUUUACUAAAUUCGCGUAAUAACUAUCUUUUGACGUCACUGGACGCACAUACUUUGAAUUAUGGAGAACUGGACACUGCAGCAAACAUAACUACCAUAAGGCUCUUCGAUUACAACCGUGAAGACUUUAAGAACAUCAUAACGGGGUCGAAAGACGGCCUUGAAAUGAAACAAAUCAAAACGGAAACAGUGCUUUUUUACGAUGCUCUGCAAUACAUCACCCAGUCUAUUACACACCAUUAUUACACCGAAAGGAAUAUAAAGACUAAUCCCAUCAGUUGUCAUGAAAAAAUAAUGUCCGAAUAUGGAUAUGCCUUUGCCGCUUACAUGAAAGAAAUCGAGCCUCCAUCAACAUUGUCUGGACCCAUAAAAUUCGACGACAAUGGAAAUCGCAUUAAUUUUAACAUGCAAGUGGUGGAUAUUCUUCAAGAUCGAAUAAUUGCCGACUGGUUUGCAAGUAACCAAUCGCUGCUUUUAAGGAGAUCUCCCACGGUGAGACAGUUCCUUGGAAAUCAAGGCAUUGUCAUUGUCUCAUCCAGGCUUGGUGAACCUUAUUUAAUGUAUAGAAAACCCAAAGAGGGUGAAAUAUUGUACGGAAACGACAGAUACGAAGGUUACUCGUUGGAUUUAAUAACAGAAAUAGCGAAAUUAAUCGGUUAUAAAUUUGAAUUUCGUUUAACUGCAGACGGGCAAUAUGGGCAAUGGAACGAAAGGAAUAAAAAAUGGUCGGGGCUUAUUGGAGAUAUUUUGGAGGAGAAAGCAGAUCUUGCCGUUUGCGAUCUAACGAUUACGCAUCAAAGAAGAGAAGUUGUUGACUUCAGUAUGCCGUUUAUGACACUAGGAAUAAGUAUUCUGUACACAAAGGCGGAAAUGAACGACGUCAAGUGGUUCUCCUUCGUAAAUCCGUUUUCGAUCUCCGUUUGGAUUUAUACAGCCGCAUUGUAUUUGAUCGUUUCCGUCGUAUUAUAUUUCAUAUCCAGGAUAACUCCUGGAGAUUGGGAAAACCCCUAUCCGAGCGAUGAUCAUCCGGAACAGCUGGAAAACAUAUGGGACAUCAAAAAUUGUCUGUGGUUAACUUUGGCGUCGCUAAUGACGCAAGGCUGCGACAUAUUGCCAAAGGGAACGUCAUCAAGGAUCGCGGUUACGAUGUGGUGGUUCUUCUCGUUGAUCCUGGUCAGCUCCUACAUAGCAAACUUGACGUUUUUUCUAGCUAUCGACAGACCAGAACCAGUCAUCGACGGAGCUGAGGCCCUUUCAGGACAGUCCAAGGUUAAGUACGGUGUAGUGAACGGAGGAUCGACAAUGGCCUUCUUCAGAGACUCCAAUUUCUCCACUUACCAGAGGAUGUGGGUAAACAUGAUUUCUAGUAAGCCUAGCGUCUUCGAAAAUAGUAACCAUGCUGGUGUGAGGAGGGUGCAAGCGUCGCGAGGGAAAUAUGCUUUUAUAAUGGAAUCUACUCAAAUCGAAUACGUUACACAAACCAACUGCGACUUGAAGCAGGUGGGAACUUUCUUGGAUACGAAGAGUUACGGUAUAGCUAUGCCGAUGAAUGCGCCUUAUAGAAGUGCUAUCAAUAAGGCCAUUUUGAAACUUCAUGAAAGUGGAAGGUUGAACGAUUUGAAAAAUAAGUGGUGGAAGGAAAACAGAAACGAACCCUCAUGUGAGAAC
Messenger RNA from Anoplophora glabripennis (Asian longhorned beetle), 2521 nucleotides. Its product is annotated as glutamate receptor ionotropic, kainate 2-like. NCBI's taxonomy places the organism in Eukaryota, Metazoa, Arthropoda, Insecta, Coleoptera, Cerambycidae. Gene Ontology annotation, cellular component: postsynaptic membrane; plasma membrane. The record is from RefSeq and is a predicted model, not a curated record. Gene Ontology annotation, molecular function: glutamate-gated receptor activity; transmitter-gated monoatomic ion channel activity involved in regulation of postsynaptic membrane potential. The annotation marks the transcript as partial. The transcript has 13 exons. Gene Ontology annotation, biological process: synaptic transmission, glutamatergic; modulation of chemical synaptic transmission; monoatomic ion transport.